AUAUAGCAUGUAAUGUUUAAAGUUUAAGUUUUUGUAUUUUCAUUGGUGUUUUUAGUAACUAUUGACUCAUGGCUAGCUUUUAAAAAUUGACUCGACUAAAUAUUAAAAUGCAAAUUUUUGGUCAAUUUAUGUGGCGUAGCAACAGUUAAAAAGCAGAUGUUUGCUUUGCUUGUUAUUUUCAGGUUCUAUUUCGUCAACACUAUUAAGUAGAAACAUCUCCUGUUAUGGGAAAAAGACAAAGCACUUUAUCCGAACAACACUUGGAAAGACUUCGAUCUAAGACUCAAUUCUCCGAUGACGAAAUCAAAAAAUGGCAUGAUAUAUUCAAAAAAGACUGUCCCAGUGGUAAAAUGUCUCGAACAAAGUUUGAGGAGAUAUACUGCAGUUACUUUCCUGAUGGAGACGCAAAGAAAUUUGCAAGACAUUGUUUUCGAACAUUUGAUAAAAACAACGAUGGAACGAUAGACUUUCGAGAAUUUUUGUGCAGUUUAUCAAUUAUUUCUCGUGGUUCACAAGAAGAAAAGCUAAAAUGGGCAUUUUCAAUGUAUGAUAUUGAUGGUAGUGGUACAAUAAACAGGGAGGAGAUGUUGGAAAUAGUUCGUGCAGUUUUUAAAGUAACAGGAAGGACAAAAGUUAAGUUAUCAAGAGAUGAAAGUUCACCAGAAAGAAUGGCUCAUAAAAUAUUUUCGCUCUUAGAUUCCAAUAAAGAUGGUAAUAUCAGUGAAGCUGAAUUUGUUGCUGGAGCUAAACAAUAUCCAACUUUUAUGAAACUUCUAGAAAACCCAAGUGGUAUUUAAUGUCAAUUUAAAUGAAUCAAAAGUUUGAUCAACAACUUUCUAUUCACAUAAAUGAUGCUCAAAUUAAAGUGACUGUUUUAUUCUCGAUGUAAAUUGUAUCAAUAUAUAGGAAUUAGGAAUAGCAAAACCAAAUCAUUUGCCAGUUUGCUUGUUAUAUUAUUUUAUAUUAUAUUAGCUACAAGGCCAAUUUUAAUAUUAUAUAUGCUUGCCAGGCAGCUGUGAAAUUUUA
Messenger RNA from Xenia sp. Carnegie-2017, 1026 nucleotides. Its product is annotated as neurocalcin homolog. The transcript has a single exon. The record is from RefSeq and is a predicted model, not a curated record. The coding region runs from base 225 to 797 and encodes 190 amino acids. Lineage: Eukaryota; Metazoa; Cnidaria; Anthozoa; Malacalcyonacea; Xeniidae. Gene Ontology annotation, molecular function: calcium ion binding.